GAUUAACCUGAAACAGCGCCACGUAUGCUUUAUUCGGUUUACCCCUCUUGGCUCUUGGGGAAAAAAAUAAAAUCAUACUGAAAAGGGUUGGGGCAAGCAGCCCAUCGAAUCAAAUUCCAAUUAUAAAACAAAAAUUCACAGUUUGAUUCAUGUUUCUCUUGGCUGUGAUUUCAGUCUUUUGACUUCACCUUCAGGAUUUGUUAAAUUUGAUAUAAUGCCGAAAAGAAAGCAUAUACUUGUGUGUCGGUCUGGUGCUAAGCUUAUGAUGUCCGAGGAUGGUUCAUUGGCAUACAUGGGUGGGGAUGCUUAUGCAAUCGGUGUUAAUGAAAACACUCGUUUUGACGAAUUGAAGUCCGAGAUGGCAGAUAUGUGGAAAUUUGAUCCUGGUUCUAUUGCUCUCAAGUAUUUGCUGCCUAAUACAAGUAAUAACCUUGUGACAAUUGCAAGUGACAAAGACAUACGGAACAUGCUUGAAUUCUAUGAGGAUUCUACAACGGUGGAUGUUUAUGUAUUCACCAAUUCAAAUAAUGGCCCUAGUGAUGUGUUAACUAUUCCCGGCAUAAGAUCCAAGGGUACAACUGUGGAGACUGUCAUUCCCCGUAGUGAUGUUCUGUCUUGUCCUGAACGGGUCAUUGGUGUUGAUCAAGUUCCCCAUAGUAUUGUACUGUCUCAUCCUGAACGGGUCAGUGGAGCUGAUCAAGUUCCCCGUAGUGAUGUACUGCCUCGUCCUGAGAGGGUCAUUGGUGUUGAUCAAGUUUCUCGUAGUAUAGUACUGCCUUGUCCUGAAAGGGUCAGUGGAGUGGAUCAAGUUCCCCCUAGUGAUGUACUGUCUCGUCCUGAGCGGGUGAAUGGUGCUGAUCAAGUUCCCCGUAGUGAUGUACUGUCUCGUCCUGAACGGGUGAAUGGUGCUGAUCAAGUUCCCCGUAGUGAUGUACUGUCUCUUCCUGAACGGGUGAAUGGUGUUGGUCCAGUUCUCCAUAGUGAUGUAUUGUCUCGUCCAGGAUGUGAACCUCUGAAUGAGUUAGCUGUUUAUUCAGAGUCGGAGAUGCUGAAAAAUUCCAAGGAGAGCGAGCGGUUCAGACUUGCCAAAUUCUGGGAGAAUAGCCUUACGGGGGUCGAGCAACAAUUUAGUAGUGUCAAUGACUUUCGUGAUGCUUUACGCAAGUAUUCUGUAGCACGAGGUUUCUCAUGCAUUAAAACUGAAAACAAUAGCAAACAAUUUAGUGCCAAGUGUAAGGGUGAGGGAUGUCCUUGGGAAAUUUGUGCAUCAAAAUUGGCUACCUCGAAGCAAUUUGUGGUAAGGAAACUGAAUGACACCCAUACCUGUGGAGCGAAAAAAGUUAGCUCCAAGUGAAGGAGUUGAUCCAAAAUUUCCAUGAAUAGGAAGGGAAGCCAAAGGAAAGGGCGUAUGGGAUUCAAAAUGAUGAGAUGUAAUCCUUUGCUUAUUUAUAUGAAAAUCGAAUCCUUGUACUGUAGCCUUUGUUGGUACAACCAAGAAUGUGAGAUGUUUUCGUCUUUUUUCUUGCAUUAUAUGCUAAAUUGAUUGACUUUGGAAA
Molecule: messenger RNA, 1556 nt
Organism: Daucus carota subsp. sativus
Lineage: Eukaryota; Viridiplantae; Streptophyta; Magnoliopsida; Apiales; Apiaceae
Exons: 3
Coding region: 215-1354 (379 amino acids)
Molecular function (GO): protein binding
Source: RefSeq, a predicted model, not a curated record